Portunus trituberculatus (swimming crab) is the source of this 1637-nucleotide messenger RNA. RefSeq names its product sulfotransferase 1A1-like. Gene Ontology annotation, cellular component: cytoplasm. Gene Ontology annotation, molecular function: sulfotransferase activity. The transcript is spliced from 9 exons. Lineage: Eukaryota; Metazoa; Arthropoda; Malacostraca; Decapoda; Portunidae. The coding region runs from base 240 to 1277 and encodes 345 amino acids. Gene Ontology annotation, biological process: sulfation. The record is from RefSeq and is a predicted model, not a curated record.
GUCAAGGCGGAAGACCGGAGAGAAACAGAGAGAACAAUUGAGGCCAGGGAGGAAAGACAGGAGGACUGAAGGAAGAGAGGUGUGAGUAAGGAGACCACGAGGAGGGGAAAGAGGAGUAGGAGGAGGAGUCACACCGAGUCACCCAUGUAAGGAAGGGACGUAUAAAGAGUGAGCGGUGGGAAAAGAAAGCAGUACGAACACAGACGUCAAGCACCACCACCACCACCACCACUGCCACCAUGGACACAGCGAGCGGCCACAAGAUGGUACGCCUAGAGGGGGAGGACUUGGCGCGGCAGGAGAGAGACUUCAAGGGCUACACGGAGGGAAUGGUUCGUCUCACCCCCGGCAGGUGGCUCUUCCCGGCCCCCUUCGAGAAGUAUGCUGACAAGUACUAUAAGUUUGAGCUGAAGCCGAAUGACGUGGUGCUGCUUACGUACCCGAAGUGUGGCACCACAUGGCUGCAGGAGGUGGUGUGGACCAUGAGGAACAACCCCGACCUGGACAACCCCAUGGCCAAUAUGCCCGUCAAUGCCAGGGUGCCCUUCCUUGAGAUGGAUAGCCUCCUCACGAGCAAGAACCUGCCACCAGUCACUGAGGACCACCCCCUCAUGCAAGGAUUCAAGAAGAUGUGUCCAGGACGUGACCCAAAGGAUGGUGUUUUCCUGCAGAUCUCUGAGUUAGCACCCUCCCCAAGGACGAUAAAGUCUCACCUCCCACUCUCCCUGCUGCCUCAAAACCUUCUCACCACCAGCAAGGCAGUGUACAUGGCCCGGAACCCCAAAGAUGCUGUGCUUUCCUUCUACCACCACUGCCGCAUCUUCAAGAACCACGGAUAUGAGGGCAGCUUUGAGCAAUUUGUGCAGUACUUCCUGGAUGAUGACUUCAUCUACGGUCCCUACUGGCUGCACCUGAAGGAGGCAUUAGGACAGCGUGACAACUCUAACCUGCAUGUCAUGUUCUUCGAGGACCUGAAGCAGAACACACUCCAUGAACUCAAGCGGCUCAAUGACUUCCUGGGGACUAAGUUAACUGAGGAUCAGCUAAAAGGAGUGGCUCAUUACACCAGCUUCCCGGAGAUGAAGGCACGUGAUGGACUUCUUGGCAAUGGUGGAGACAUCUUUUUCAAUCUUGAUAUUGUGAAGAAAGAUGGAGGCUUCUUCAGAAAAGGAACGAUUGGUGACUGGAAGGGCAAGUACACACCGGAGCUGGAUGCCAAGAUGGACCAAUGGAUCAAGAUCAACCUGGCUGACCUUGACAUCCAGUUCAAAUAUUGAUCAUGUGUGAUGCCCAACAUGCAAAAAUAUAUAUUCCCCAUGUUUGGUCUUGAUAUUUAGAGGCAGGUUAUAUGUAAGCCUAUGACUCUUCCUUCAUGUGUUACUUUACAUCAUUCUGUCUUCCAGCUAUGGGUGUUUUUUCUUUUCCUUCUCUCUUUCACUCUUACUAGUUAGUCACCAAAAUAUACUGAAGGAAAUAAGAUAAUAUAUAUAUAUUAACACUUGAAACAAUAUUUUCACCUUUUUUUCAUAUUAAUUUUCACAACUAUUUAAAUUAGAUUGUAUUUAUGACUGAUUGUGUUGCUUCUUACCAAAGUUUUAUUUAGAAGUGUGUUCUCUUCAGUUCAAAAAAUAAACAUA